Penicillium antarcticum is the source of this 351-nucleotide messenger RNA. RefSeq names its product cytochrome c oxidase subunit 6B family protein. Bases 1 to 351 code for a protein of 116 amino acids. Gene Ontology annotation, cellular component: respiratory chain complex IV; mitochondrion; mitochondrial intermembrane space. The record is from RefSeq and is a predicted model, not a curated record. Gene Ontology annotation, biological process: mitochondrial respiratory chain complex IV assembly. The transcript has 2 exons. NCBI's taxonomy places the organism in Eukaryota, Fungi, Ascomycota, Eurotiomycetes, Eurotiales, Aspergillaceae.
AUGGGCUGGCUACCCUGGUCUUCCGGCGAUUCGAAGAACGCAGCUUCCGACGGCGGCCGCAUUGCCCCAGACCGAACGAGUCGCGCGCGUUGCUGGGAAGGACGGGACUUAUUCUUUGCGUGUUUAGACAAGAAUGAUAUCCUGGAUGGAAUUAAGGAGGACAAGAAGGCACGACAGAAGUGCGCGAAAGAGGUUGAGGAGUUUGAGGCUGCUUGUUCGCAGAGCUGGGUCAAAUACUUCAAGGAAAAGCGUGUGAUGGAACACAACCGGGAUAAGACCAUUGAGCGAAUUCAGAAGGAGGAUGCGGCUAAGGUUAAGGAGUUGAAGUCGCAGGGCUGGGGAUCCAAGUAA